GACCGAGCUCACAGCUCUUUUUAUCUACACACACAGUACAUAAUCUCAAAACCCUAAUUGCUAUUUUCCGAAAUCAUCGUCUUCAUGCUCACAACCUUUGAAGAAAUCUGAAAUUCAAGUCUGUUUUCAUUCCAAUUUCAGAAAGAUGGCAGCUGCAUCUAUGAGUUUCAACCUAGUCGGAGCGUUCAGAGGACUCUCCAUGACCUCAAGCUCUUCGUCGUCUUUCUUCAAAGGGGAUUUGGGUUCCAUUAAAGUGGGUCCCAAGCUAUCGUUCUCCUGUCCGCAAAAGUUCCCCUUGACGAUCGAAAAUGCUCACAAGAAGGGAGCCGGGAGUACCAAGAACGGCCGUGAUUCCAAGGGCCAGAGGCUCGGUGUCAAGAUUUACGGCGAUCAGGUUGCCAAACCAGGCGCCAUUAUAAUUCGCCAGCGGGGUACCAAGUUCCAUGCAGGAAAGAAUGUAGGACUGGGCAAGGACCAUACAAUAUUCUCAUUGAUUGACGGGCUUGUAAAAUUUGAGAAGUUUGGACCUGACAGGAAGAAGGUGAGUGUCUACCCAAGAGAAGUGGUGCCUGAGAACCCAAACAGCUACAGAGCUAGAAAGAGAGAGAACUUCAGGCUCCAACGGGAACGCAAGAAGGCCAGAAGGGAAGGCUAUGUUCCUCAACCCCAGCUGGUGCUUGCUUCUGCUAACGAUGAUUCUACAGAUAAAAAUCCAGUCUGCUGAUUCUCAGAAGUUAAUUCUACUGAGUACUGCCAACUCUUUUUGUGUCAUAUUGUAAUCAGAACAUGCAGAUAGGGCGAGUUCAGUUGGUUCAAUUUCUUUGUUUUUCUUUUAUUCUUAUAGUCCCAACUGAGAUAUUUUCAACUCUUGCUGGAUCAAGUUAGCAAAAAUUAUGUUCAUCACAAGCUGAUGUUCUUUUUCUUAUCGUUA
Molecule: messenger RNA, 931 nt
Organism: Humulus lupulus (European hop)
Lineage: Eukaryota; Viridiplantae; Streptophyta; Magnoliopsida; Rosales; Cannabaceae
Product: large ribosomal subunit protein bL27c
Exons: 3
Coding region: 146-724 (192 amino acids)
Biological process (GO): translation
Cellular component (GO): ribosome
Molecular function (GO): structural constituent of ribosome
Source: RefSeq, a predicted model, not a curated record